Alosa sapidissima (American shad) is the source of this 398-nucleotide messenger RNA. Its product is annotated as beta-microseminoprotein-like. The transcript is spliced from 6 exons. Lineage: Eukaryota; Metazoa; Chordata; Actinopteri; Clupeiformes; Clupeidae. The record is from RefSeq and is a predicted model, not a curated record. The coding region runs from base 18 to 362 and encodes 114 amino acids.
CCGAUCUGUUUACAACCAUGAGGUCUGUAGCUGCCCUACUGAUCACUUGCUGCCUGGUUCCCCUGGUCCAUACAGCCUGCUAUAUGGAAAUGGCAAAGGUUGAUUUAGAACAACCGGGGCUGAGGUUCUGUGAAGAUUCCUGGGAUCACACCCAGCACCGUGUUGGGUCAAACUGGGUGAACUCUGGAUGCCAGAGCUGCAGCUGCAGUGCCGGCGGCAUGCAGUGUUGUGACAGAAUGGCACGACCAAGUGGAUAUCCUGCAGACUGCGAAGUGCUGUAUGACUGGAAGGAAUGCACCUAUGAAGUAGUGAAGAAGAACAAUCCUGAUAUUACAUGUCCCCAUAAUGCAGUUGGGAAAUAAUAAGCUUCUAAGUGCAAGAAUGCAUUAUGUAACAUG